AGAGCUUCAGCAGUUAAAUAGUACAUGUAAUUUAUCUGCAUUUUCAAAUGGCUUUGAUAUGGUGCCCAUAAUCGACUAAUAAGUUUUUAGUGAAUAUAAUACUGGGGCAAGUGACAAUGGAUAGCUCAUUGAUUUCGGACAGAAAGCUAAGAACAGAAUUCAAUGCUAGUUAUUCGGAAUGGCAGAGGCAGGAAAUGGUAUUCACAGAAAUCAGAAUGACUUAGUUUGGAAUCAAAAAUACAAUUUUCUAAAUUGUGAUGAUGCCAAAUUGGGACGGAAGGUCAGCACUGAUAGCUGUAAUUCAGUAGUGGACAUUAAUGAAUGUACAGAAUGGACAGAUAAUUGUCUGAUGAAUUUCAGUGCAGAUAAAUAUGCAGGAGUACAUUCUGUGAUCGGCAUGGAUGCGUUGGACUGAAGGGACUGGGAGCACUGAGUCCGGACUAGAGGCUCCACCGGCGGAAGAAUCUGGGACUGAGGAGCGAUGCAGUGAUGGUGGUGGGUCCCAGGAGCAAGCAGAGGAGGGGACCUCGAAUCCCAUGAAGCUCCCGCCACCAGAGCUGGAGGGAGGCCUGAGCCAGACGCCCGGAGUCUUUGCUAACCCCUUCACCCAGGAGCGGCGCCAGCGCCUGAGUCUGCUGGAGAAGCACGUGAGGCUGACAGCUGGCGUGCGCACGGAGGAAGCGGGUGGGGGCAGCAAGAUCUGCCUGGCCUACCGCAAGGAUGGCCGCUGCCGCUACGGCAGCAACUGCAAGUUCGCCCACGACAGUGACCUGCCAGACUACCGGCCUGGCCCUGCAGGCUCCCCACCCCAGGAGAACGGUGAGGUGCCUAUGGGCAAGAGUGGCAGAAAGAGGCCAGGUCUGAGUGCAACUCCCACCCCCCCCAAGAGGAUCGUGAAGAAUUACUGGAUCCAACAUGCCAAGGAGGGGCCUGGCCUACUGUAGUCAGCUCAGCAGCAGAGAAAGUCUGAGCUCGUGGAACAGGCCCAAUGUCAAGAGGGGCCUGGCCAACUGUAACAGGCUUAGCAGCAGAGAAAGUCUGAGUUCAUGGAACAGGCUGAGGCCUUCCGUAACAGAUCCAAUACCAGUAGGGACGUUUCUGACUGGAAUGAGGCUCCGAGAAAGUGUUGUGACCCAGUCUCUGGUAAAAGGGCUGGUUGUCAGGAAAUGUUAGCAUGCUACAGGAUGGCUCGAAGGACAGGACAGCCCACUGUUACCAAAACCAUCCCUACCAGCCAGUACACUGGGGGGCUGCACACGAGGUUGAUCGCGGGAGCUAGCGAUUGCCAAGGAGAGUAUGGGACACUUCCAACUUCCAACCACGACUGGUUUGGUCUUGUGGUAUCCAAGCUUUGAUAGUCUUUCCACUCGUUAUUAAGGCUGACCGUGGGGUUACAUCCCUGCUCUCUGUUUUGUGUGAAUCUAGAAUUCAGUCAUGUGGGUAGGUAGGACUCCUGUCAGGCCUCAUAGUGCAUGCCGAGCCCUGUUUCCUGUCCUCCGAGCCUUGGGGGAAACUGGGGGUCAGGAUCCAGAAAGACCAGUGAUUACUCCAUCAUUUCUGCCAACUUCUCCCUGCUCUGGGCACAAGGCUGUUCAGGAUGGAACAAACUUCAUAUCUAGGCUGGUGUGAAGAUUGGCCAUCAAGUUAUAAUGUUUCUCACCUUGUCCCAGCCCCACGAAAGCAGUGUGACUUCACAGUUCACUAUUAACCUGUUUGAUUGAGACUUAUCCUCACAUGUAAGGGCCUGUACCCCUGUAGAAUGUACGUAGUUCUCAUUUUGUGACUGAAUAAAAUGAUUGAUUCCAUUGGCCUUAAACUUUGUCUGUCUCUUCCUU
Molecule: messenger RNA, 1835 nt
Organism: Chiloscyllium plagiosum (whitespotted bambooshark)
Lineage: Eukaryota; Metazoa; Chordata; Chondrichthyes; Orectolobiformes; Hemiscylliidae
Source: RefSeq, a predicted model, not a curated record